Messenger RNA from Daldinia vernicosa, 2350 nucleotides. RefSeq lists its product as uncharacterized. The record is from RefSeq and is a predicted model, not a curated record. NCBI's taxonomy places the organism in Eukaryota, Fungi, Ascomycota, Sordariomycetes, Xylariales, Hypoxylaceae. The coding region runs from base 470 to 2200 and encodes 576 amino acids. Gene Ontology annotation, biological process: prenylated protein catabolic process; prenylcysteine catabolic process. The transcript is spliced from 4 exons. Gene Ontology annotation, molecular function: prenylcysteine oxidase activity.
CUUAAAGUCGAGAAAUCGGAAGAUUUAUUAAUGUCGUUAAAACAAUGGAGCACCAUGAACGAUUGUUUUCAGAAAGGUACAUACCUACAUAUUAACUUAGGUCUAGUUAUGUAUAUUCGUACCUCUUCAUGCUUCUUUCCUUUCAAUAUUCCUAUUAAGGUAUUUAACGGUUAAGGUUGUGUUGUGCAACAAACACUUAAACCAAUAAAAGGGAGCUUUCUAUCAUAUCAUAUCUCACCUUCUCAAUACCUACCUACCUCAUAGCUCACUCGACCUGCUGUUAGUUUACAAGAGUGGGGAAGCUGCGCCUCGUCCCGGCCUUGAGCAAGCUGGUAAGGCUCUAGGCUCCCUCACCUCACCUCACAACAACCUACGUAGUAUAGGUAUUCAGUAAUUCUCUUAUGUUGCAACCGAGCGAGCUGCUCAACUACUCCUCAAUACACAUCGUAAUUGUAGCAGCUCUGCAAUAAUGGCGAAAUAUAGUUAUACCCGGCGAGGCUCCAUCCUCACCCCGAGCGACCGGAGCGAAUCCCCGCCGCCGCCUUACUCGUCUCUUCCAGCAGGAUCCAGCUCCUCGAGCCCUCGUGGGCCCUCAGAACAGACCCCGUUAAUUCGGACUAAGAUUCAACAAAGACAAGUCCACAUCAACAUCCAAAGACCGCCCUACACAACACCGUCUUACGCGCCUAUCGGAGAAUGGUUUAUAGUGAUCUUGUUUUUCCUCUUGUUUUUCCUCCUCUCUGCUGCGUUUAUCUAUUUCGUCCCCAUCUUCUUCGGUCUCAUCAAGAGCAUAUUCGUAUCCCCACCCCCUCCUAUUCACGCCAUUGCCAUUAUCGGGGCUGGACCAGCUGGCAUAUGUGCGGCUCAGCACUUAUACCACAAGGCGAAUGCUCGAGGCAUACACGUCAACAUCACUAUAUUCGAGUCCGCCCCCUUAAUCGGAGGGCAACUAGCUCUAAACAGUUCCACCGGCAGUCAAGUCUUUCCUUACGAUGAUCCCACGCAGGACCCUAUCAUCGCCGAAGACAUCGCCGGAACCGGCUUAUUAUGGGGCAACCCGCUGUUUUCGAGGGCGUCGGAGAAGACGCUUGGAGACGAGGUUCGGACCUCUGAGGCCGGUAGCCAGCGGGUCAGCUACUUCAACGGCGACCGCGUCAUCGCGCAGACCACCCGGCCCUACACCAAAACACCGUUCUUCGACUGGACGGGGUUAAUAUUCCAAUACGGAAGCUCCGUCUGGUCCGCCGGCGCCAUGGCAAAGCAAGGCGCCGAACUACAAGACCGCCUCGUAGACGCGCCCCUAGUACCGGACCUCGCGCAACUCUUAAUUUCCUUAGGUGUCUUCGACUACGCGAAGAAGUCUACGGGAAACGAGCUCAACGACCGCGGCAUCGGCGGCGGCUACGUACCCGAAGUCCUGGCCCCUGAAGUCGGCCGCAUGUACUCCCAGAACGUGGGAGAUAUCAGUGCCUUGGCACUAAUGCUUGCCGCAGGCAUAGAAGACACCGCGAACGCAUAUGAAGGCGGCGAGCUCCUCGAGAGGCUAGAGAUGAUCGUCAGUGCGAUCGGUGCGAACGUCCGAGAGUCGACGGAAGUCCGCGGCGUCAAGUACGCACAAAUCAACGAGCACGAAUCCACUUGGCUCGUGCAAUACACCACCCCGUCAGGACGUCUACAAGCCGAAGCAUUCGAGAAAGUCAUCCUCGCCGCCCCGAAAUUCGACUUAUACCGCGCCGCUUCCGCCGAGGACGUCGAGGCCGCUUCGAUCCUAGCAUAUCGCGCGGCGUACGUUGCGUUUUUCACGGUGCCGAGACGAAUCGACGCCUACGGCGACGUGAACCAGGUCCUGUUCCUCGAGAACGCCCUUGGAGGCGUCAGGGAACUAGCGUUCGUGAGAGACGUCGUCCGAGUUGAAGACGACGGCAGUAGUACCGUCGAAUACUUGUACCGUGCUCUGGCGGACAGCGAUGCCGUAGAGCAGCUGGAACAACUGAAUCUGGGGAUCACCUGGUUGUACCAGGAGAAGCUUGAAAACGCCUACCCCUUUAUAUACCCAUCUAGCCGAUUUCUGCCAUUUAAGCUAUCCGACAAAGGCCUAUGGUGGACGUCGGCCAUCCACACGAUCGCAAGUACGGUCGACACGAGUUGCCUAGCUGGAAAGAUAGUUGCGGAACAACUUAUUAAUGGUUUGAAGAGAUAGGCCAGAGAUAAGUAAGGGCAUUGGAGUUGAUAUUCCGAACAUCCCAAAUGCCACAUACAGAUAUAUCAUCAUAGUUAAACCUAAUCUCUAGAAAGCAUGCAUGUUUUAUGAAAUGAGAAAUGAGAUUGAUUCCCGUAUCGCCUCUAUAAA